Archocentrus centrarchus (flier cichlid) is the source of this 863-nucleotide messenger RNA. RefSeq names its product placenta-specific gene 8 protein-like. Lineage: Eukaryota; Metazoa; Chordata; Actinopteri; Cichliformes; Cichlidae. The record is from RefSeq and is a predicted model, not a curated record. The transcript has 4 exons. Bases 95 to 490 code for a protein of 131 amino acids.
GUCAGCUCACACUUCAACUCUCCCCUCACAGUUUGCAGUCACAUGUCGCUCUUGCUCUCAUUUCUCUCAAAGCUCAGAGAACCAGCGAACAGCCAUGAGCUACUACCAGCAGCCCACCCAGGUGGUGACAGUCACCCAGACCGCUCAGAGUCCUGGGCAGUGGAGCACCGGGCUGUGCGAUUGCUGCUCUGAUAUAGGCACCUGUUGCUUUGGAUAUUGGUGUUUCCCCUGCAUGCAGUGUGAUACAGCCAACAAGCACGGAUGGUGCUGCUGCAUGCCGCUCCUGGACAUUUUCUGUGUGGUGUCCUGUUUACUCCGCAAGUCCAUCAGAGAGCGCCACAACAUCCCUGGCUCGUGCUGCGACGACUGCUGUAAAGUAUAUUGGUGUUACCCGUGCACCUGGUGCCAGAUGCAUCGCGAGGUGAAGAUCAGGGGAAACCAGCAGCUCAACACCUCGACGGUGGUCACCACGCAGAUCGUCCGUGGAUAGAAUGUGACCAUGUUGGCUGUGGGCCGAGUGAAUGCGACAAAGUUAGUUGUAAUAAUUUUUCAGUGAUGAAGCAAAUAAGAUUACUUGUUGUUUACCAUUUCUGUUUCUACAGCAAGAAGUGAAAAUGUAGCCUGGCACCCAGAAUGCUUUCUCACAGCUCAGCAUUGAUGAUCGUGUGGUUUACUGCACAGCGAUGUGUAAUUGUUUCAUAGAAUUAAGCCUGGUUUUUAUAGCCUUGAAUUUCAUAUUGAAGCCAGAUGUUUUGAAUUUUAAAGUUUUUUUUUUACUCCAGCUGAUAAAAUCUGUAUCAUUUAUGCACUCUGUUAUUACAAUACUAUCCAAGUUGAAAUAAACCUGUGUUAAAAUAACAAUU